CGUUUUGAUUUGCUGCCUACAUCUAUCUACUUUUAAGUCUUGUGUUCACUACACUGUCUUGUGCCGCCACCUCCGAAAAGAACUAGAGCUGUGUAGAGCUGAGCAUGUCUCCGAAGAUAUGUUGCCAUUAACUGGAAAAUCAAAUUAUUCCCAUACCAAUUAUGUCGCGUGUGUUGUGCCCAGCGGACACUGAUUUGGAAAUAAAUAAAUACACAGUAACAGCAGCAGCAACAACAACAACAAUGUUUCUUUUCCAGUUUAUUUUGAUGAGUCUUAUUUCUAUUUCAACAUCUCAUCCGUUGGGAAGAAUGAGCAAAUGCUAAAAGCUGAGCUCAGAGUUUUCAAACUGAAGAAAACGCACAUGGCUGGAAAAUCUCUGUUUCAACAUUUUUGCAAAGUGGAAGUAUAUGAGAUCUUGGAGAGUGGAAGUAAGCCCCAGAGAAGAAAUCUCAUUUCAUCAAGAUUAUUGUCUUUGUACACAGAAGGCUGGGAGGUGUUCAAUGUCACAGAGACAGUUUCCAAAUGGGUUAGGAACAGCCACUCCAACCAUGGCUUUUUGAUCACUGCAACUCGCCUAUCUGAAAAGAAAAUGGAAUACAGCUUCGUGAAGUUUGCCAAAAGCCAGCACAAUGUGCAGGACAGCAGGAAUGCUCUUCUAGUCCUCUUCACUAAUAAUGAUGGACCAAGGUCUUCCAGCUUUUCACCCUCUUCCUCAGAACUGCAGCCAUCCUCGCCUGUAGGUGGUUCUCCUACCCAGACACCUCUCCGAAGUGAGAUCUUGGAAAAUCUCAGAACAAGUAGGAGCAGAAGGACACGGGAUACAUCAUCCCUCUCCUCCAAAGGUCAAGUUCUGUCAUGCCGUCGAAGAGAACUCUAUGUUGACUUCCAGGCAAUUGGCUGGUCAGGAUGGAUCAUUUACCCAAGUGGAUACAAUGCUUUUUAUUGCACAGGUACCUGCCUAUUCCCCUUAGGGGAGAGUCUAAAUGCUACCAAUCAUGCUACUGUCCAGUCCAUUGUGCAUACACUUAAAUUGUCCCAAGAUGUCAGCAUGCCAUGCUGUGUCCCAACUGAACUGAAGUCCAUCAAUCUCCUGUACUUUGAUGACAAGGAGAAUGUUGUCCUGAAACGUUAUAAAGAUAUGGUGGCUGCAAGCUGUGGUUGUCACUAAGAAGAGCCUUUACUUUUGCGUGGAAUUGAUCUGCAUGUGGACUCAGUUCAACGUUAACAGGCAAGGGUGUAGCCAGGCAGCCUACAGCUACUCUUGCUCCCACCCACAGGGUUUCAGCAAAGAAGUAAGUGCUCUUCAGACUAGCUGACUUUCAAAGUGCCCUGGGCAGGGCCAUCACUACCUGGGGGGCGAAUCAGGGUGACUGCCCCAGGCCCCACGCUUUGCAGGGCUCCGUGGAGCUGGGUGGAGCAGCCUCAGUGACUCUGCUCUGCUGGCUUCACAUCCAGCCUCUUGCUCGUAACCCCCUCCUUCCCCCACCCCCACUCCACCAACCGUGCCACUGCUGGUGGCAGCAGCAGCUUCUUUGAGUCUGGGGCACGUGGGGUCAGAGUGGGGCAGGGGCAGGGCCCUGCAUGGGCUGAUUUUCCCCAGCCCCCAAACCCUGCUCGGGUUGGCUCUGGCCCUGGGCUCCCCAUGGUGUCCAUUGACAACGCAGGGAAAGCAUAAGGAGUGUUUCUGUGCAUAUCAACCAGAGGGAUACAGCAAAACCUGAAGGGGAGGAUCUGUGUUGAAUAUAGGUUUUAUGCAAAUGAAAUAAUAAAUAUUAAUUCAGUAUGCUAAUCAAGGCACUGAUCAACUUAUAUGCACUCCAGAUUUCUGGACCAUCAGCACAUCCCACCUCAACAGCAAGGGGCAGGGCCCUCCACUGGCAAAACUACUGUUGCGUCCUAAACUCCAUAACUCAUCAGGCAUAUAAAGAAAUGUCUGUGGAUAUGGCGUUUCCUUUGUGUGGCCCAUAGACUCUUCCCCUCCCUCAUUUGGCCUCUCUGUGAUAACAACUGUCCUCAUGCUCCAGACUGCACUUUUCCCCAGCACACUAGCUGCAGUCCCCCCACCCCAGAUUCAGAGAUCUGCUCGUGACUUUCCUCCUGGCACUGACCUAGCUGGUGAUUUUAUAAGUCCAGGAAGUAGUCCUGGUCUAGGCAAAACUCUGAGGUACCAGACUGUGUAUCAGGAGACAUGGCUGUACCUUUUGACUGGGCAGGUUACUUCCUCUCUUUCUGCCCCUGUUCUCUUGCCUGUUUAGUUUUAAGCAUAUGGAGGCACAAAUUAUUUCUCCACGUGUAUUUGCAGUGUGCCUGGUACAGUGGUGUCCUGAUUGGGGACUGGGGGACCAGGAAUAUUAUAAUAAAAAGAAAUGAAAAAGAUGAGACUUUCCAAGUAUGGGGGACCAUUGUCUAUACACUGUUCUGCUCCUAUAUAGAAGCAGAGUUUUGCUGUGUAAUGUCCACUGUCUCUCUUUCAGUCUUUAUUGGAACUUUGGACUAAACAGGACUGCAGGCGCAAUGUUGUUUAAACCUGUUCAUAAAUUUAACUUAGUUUCAUAUUAAAACCACUUAUAUUUCUUGCCACCACUUCUCUGAUUAGAAGGCUGUUCCAGAACCUCACUCCUCUGGUGGCUAGAAACCAAGUCACUAUUUUCUGGAGGCUGUUCUUCUCCAGUAAGUUGCAAAUAAUGUAAAUGAUGUAGAUAAAUAUAUUUGUUUCUGUAAAUAUUCCCUUGUGUAAUUAAAAUUGCCAGAUGUUUCUAUUUUAUUAUAAAAAUGAACAUUUUGGAAUAUUUUAACUUAA
Alligator mississippiensis (American alligator) is the source of this 2800-nucleotide messenger RNA. Its product is annotated as bone morphogenetic protein 2. The coding region runs from base 317 to 1168 and encodes 283 amino acids. Gene Ontology annotation, cellular component: extracellular region. The record is from RefSeq and is a predicted model, not a curated record. Gene Ontology annotation, biological process: SMAD protein signal transduction. Gene Ontology annotation, molecular function: cytokine activity; growth factor activity. Lineage: Eukaryota; Metazoa; Chordata; Crocodylia; Alligatoridae. The transcript is spliced from 4 exons.